Peronospora farinosa is the source of this 1401-nucleotide messenger RNA. Lineage: Eukaryota; Oomycota; Peronosporomycetes; Peronosporales; Peronosporaceae. The record is from the annotation of a GenBank genome assembly.
AUGACAACAGUGACGCUUAACAUGUAUGAUCUAAGUCGGGGCAUGGCCCAGCAACUCUCACCUGCUCUAUUGGGCAAGACCAUUGACGGUGUCUGGCACACGGGUGUGCUCGUGUUUGGUCAGGAAUAUUUCUUUGGCGGUGGCGGGAUCCAGGCCAUGGCGCCAGAGCUGGUCGUACAACGUUACGGCAUGCAGCCUGUACGCACGAUUCCUCUGGGCGAGACGAAUCUAUCGCAGCAGCAGCUCGAGCAGUUCUUGAGGGAGAACAGCUCGCGCUUCACGGACGCCACGUACGACCUAUUGCGUCAUAAUUGCAACAAUUUCACAAACGAAGUGGCCAAAUUCCUCGUCGGAUCAGGCAUUCCCCAGUAUAUUAUCGACCUACCAAACGAGGUGCUUAACUCGCCAUUUGGUGCAAUGUUGAGACCUAUGCUGGAGAAUAUGAACAACCAGAUGCACGCAGCACCAGGUGAUCAGCUCUUUUCCAUUCCGUUCAAUGAUCCAUCACGUGCUACUCUUGCUGCACCAGUAGCAGCAACGACACCUGCUUCAGUAUCAAGUAACACGUCGUCAAUGGCUUUGGCGUCACGUCGCUUUAAAAUCUCGGGAACACCAAGUCUUUACUUGAACAAGAUGGUGCAACGCAUCAAGACGCUCAACACGGAGCAACUGUUGUCACGAGACGAGAUCUCGGCACUUGAUGCAUUGUCGCUAGAUGUGACAGCAGACAGGAAAGAAUUUGACUCGACCAAGAGCAAAGAAUGGUGGACUAUUGUCAACAAAUUGGUGGGUCUAGGACACGAGUCGACAUUCUUCUUCCCAGCAUUGGGUUUAUUUCGUGUACUGCUUCUACAGCCGACGACAGUGUCCGAAGCAGUAGCAGAAAAGAAAGCAUGUUUUGAGGCUGUUGUCUGCGUCGCAGAAAUUGAGCCUUUACCACUGACAUGUGCUCAGAAGAUUCUACUCUUAGCAGUACUGCUCAACGCGUUCGCCAAUUUGGAAUUCAGCGACCUGGCACUCUCUAGUUCGACACGAUUUCUGCCUUUUGUGUUUGCCACAAUUGCCGACGUGUCGACUAGUCCCGAUGUGCGUGUGCUAAGCUCAAAUGUCAUAAGCAAUUGCUGCUUGGCGAUGAAAGUCGGUGAAGAGGUUGUGGUCACUGCACUCGUCUGUGGCGCUGUUGAAACGCUCGAUCGGAUUUCCAGACACCAUUCCUGUUCCAUCCAGCAACAAACGAUUGAAGGCAUAAUCGUCGGUCUUGGUCGUUUACUGCACAGCUUUAAAGUUGCACGCAGUCUUUCGAUUGAUUUGGGUCUAGCAGAGGUCCUACGUCGUUUAAAUGUGGCACCAGGACUUGAUGCUAUCCAAGCACUCGUGACGGAAGUCGUAGCACUGAUUUAA